Molecule: messenger RNA, 571 nt
Organism: Saccoglossus kowalevskii
Lineage: Eukaryota; Metazoa; Hemichordata; Enteropneusta; Harrimaniidae
Product: N-lysine methyltransferase setd6-like
Biological process (GO): peptidyl-lysine monomethylation
Cellular component (GO): nucleus
Molecular function (GO): protein-lysine N-methyltransferase activity; protein binding
Source: RefSeq, a predicted model, not a curated record
GUUGAAGUUGACAUAUCUUUGAUGUAUGAAUCAGCAAAAACCAUAGGUCACUUUAACAAUAUUGAGAAAAAAUGGAAAUGGUUAAAACGACAGGAAAUAGUGGAAGACAGUGAUAAGAUAUCUAUAGACAGACAUGGUAUACAUGGCUUACAUAUGAUGGCUAUAAUAAAGGUCCUAUUGUCUGAUAACAAAGAAUUUAAAACAUUAAAAAAAGACUUAAUUGAUGAGAGUGAUGAUGAAGAUGAAUUAGCCAUUGCAACACUGUCAAAAGAUGACUUGAGGCAAGCUCCUGACACAUGGCAACAAUUAAUUUAUACAAUGGUGGAGAAACAAUUAGAAACCUACAACACUUCAUAUGAAGAUAAUCAUGAACUGUUAAAAAAGGAUGCAUUCCUCACAUCUAGGAAAAGAUAUUCAUUGCACAUCAGAUAUGGUCAACAAUCAAUAUUAAGAAAUAUAGCUGAAUGUUGUAACAACAAAGCAAACACAAAACAAAACUCUGGAUGCAAGACUUGAAAACUAGACUGUCGUACAUAAUAUUACUCUGUUAUUAUUAAUAAAUAUUGUGUAU